CCAGUUCCCAGAAUGCAUUAGGCGAUGCUUCAGCGCAGAACAAAAGUGGAAACAAAAGACAUCUAUUUCUCAAACAAAUACUAUAAACUCCACUCAACACCACCUCCAAGUCGGCCAGCAGCUGACUGACAGCUUCAACAUUCAACACCACAGCUUUGAGGGAUCCGAAAUGGCUUUGAAAAGAAUACAGAAGGUUUUAUACCAGGAGCUAAAAGAUCUGCAGAGGGAUCCCCCCGCACAGUGCUCUGCAGGACCAGUAGGAGAGGACUUGUUUCAUUGGCAAGCCACAAUCAUGGGACCGUCGGACAGUCCGUAUCAAGGAGGUGUGUUCUUCCUGACUAUCCACUUCCCAACGGACUAUCCCUUUAAACCACCAAAGAUUGCCUUCACAACAAAGAUCUACCACCCGAACAUCAACAGCAACGGUAGCAUAUGUCUGGACAUUUUAAGGUCUCAGUGGUCACCUGCACUAACCGUAUCAAAGGUUUUGUUGUCCAUAUGCUCUUUGCUCUGCGACCCCAAUCCGGAUGACCCUCUGGUCCCAGACAUCGCACACAUCUACAAAUCAGACAAACCUAGGUACAACAAAUUAGCAAGAGAAUGGACUCAAAAGUAUGCAGUGUAAACUACUGUGAAGUCUUAGCACCAAUGGAAAGAAUUAUGACACACUUCUUGCUGGACAAAUUCCAAAAUGGAUGUCCAAAAUAUCCACACUGGUUGUAAAAAAAGGGGGUUUUCAUUAGAAGCACUUUCUCUUUCUGGAAAUAACUGGUUUUAUUCUUGAAUUUUAUUAUUUUCUUUGUGUGCUAUUAUGAUUAUUAUGAUAAUAAUACUUAUUAUUGAUGAAACUGCAAAAAAUAUUGUUUUUAUUUUCAGAGAGUUAUAAUGUAUGGUGUCAAACUAUACAAAUCUAUUUUUAUUAUUUUGCAUUAAAAAUUAAAGCCCAAUGUGCAUUACUUGAUUUCUAUUUUCUUGUGCUAGGGUUAAAUUAAGUGAAAUGCUGUUAUUCAAAUUAAGUGUAUUUGCUUUUCACACACUGUACAUGUUUUUAUUUCUAUAAACUAUGAUUGAAAUAUGGGAAAGUACAUUACUAUCAACAAAAA
This is a messenger RNA of Gadus morhua (Atlantic cod), 1103 nucleotides long. Its product is annotated as ubiquitin-conjugating enzyme E2 D4. Bases 170 to 625 code for a protein of 151 amino acids. Lineage: Eukaryota; Metazoa; Chordata; Actinopteri; Gadiformes; Gadidae. The transcript has 7 exons. The record is from RefSeq and is a predicted model, not a curated record.